Molecule: messenger RNA, 4343 nt
Organism: Gopherus flavomarginatus (Mexican gopher tortoise)
Lineage: Eukaryota; Metazoa; Chordata; Testudines; Testudinidae
Product: zinc finger protein 345-like
Exons: 6
Coding region: 35-2473 (812 amino acids)
Source: RefSeq, a predicted model, not a curated record
CACGCCCCUGCAUGGGAAGGAGAUUCCUGGGCAGAUGGCUCUGUCAUCAACAAAGUCUGAACGAGAUGCACAGCUGGGAGCUGCAGCAGACCGGAACGAAGGAGUCCCCAUCCUCGACCCAACCACGAUCCCCCGGAUGGAGCGAGGGGAAGAGCCCAGGGUCCCAGAUCUCCAGAGCUCUGAGGGGAGGAAGAUCCCAAGAGGUGCCGGUGCAGUAGGUGCCGGGACAGCCAGUGAGAAUGGGGAGGAGAAUCCCCAUCACGAAGGGCCUGCAGAACAAGAGCAACAUGGGACGUCCUGGAGCCCCGAGCAGGGAGAUGUCGGUGAGGCAGGACGGCAGCAAGGAGACCUUAUGAGGGAGAGCUCUGCUGAACAGGAAGGAGAUCCCUGGCAGCUCCAAGACUUCUCUGGCUGUCAGGAGGAGAGACUGGCCAUAUGUGGGCAGUGUGGGGAGAGCAUCUCUCAAUACAAAGACCUCACUGAGCACCAGAGAUCCCAUAGAAGGGAGAGACCCCAUCAAUGCCCUGACUGCGGGAAGGGUUUCACCUGCAGCUCCCACCUCCUCCAGCACCAGCGCACCCACACUGGCGAGAGACCCUUCCAGUGCCCCGACUGCGGGAAGGGCUUUGGGGUCAGCUCCCACCUUGUUGUCCACCAACGGGUCCACACAGGGGAGCGCCCCUACAAAUGCCCCAGCUGCGGGAAGGGCUUUAGCCAGAGCUCCCACCUGGCCAAGCACCAGCGCACCCACACUGGGGAGCGGCCCUACAGGUGUGCAGCCUGUGGGAAGAGCUUUGGGGACAGCUCCUACCUGAUUCAGCACCAGUACACCCACACCGGGGAAAGCCCUGGCCUGGCUGGUGGGAUGGGUGCGGAGGAGAGGCCUUACCCAUGUCCCCAGUGCGGGAAGAGCUUUGGCACCAAGCUGGCCCUGAGCCGGCACCAGAAGGUGCACAGCGAGGAGCGGCCCUAUGAGUGCGCUGAAUGCGGGAAGAGUUUCAAGCUAAGCCGGCUGCUUAUUCAACACCAGCGGAUCCACACUGGGGAGCGGCCCUACCGAUGCCCCGACUGCGGGCAAAACUUCGGCCGCAGCUCCCACCUCCGCUCGCACCAGCACAUCCACACCGGCGAGAAACCCCACCCUUGCCCUGACUGCGGGAAGGGCUUCAGCCACGGCUUCCAGCUGGCUCAGCACCGGCGUGUCCACACGGGAGAGCGUCCCUACGGGUGCCCUGACUGCGGGCGCAGCUUCAGCCACCGCUCCACCCUCAUCAAGCACCAGCGCACCCACACCGGGGAGCGGCCCUACCACUGUGCCCAGUGUGGCAAGGACUUCAACUGGAGCUCGGCGUUCAUCAAGCACCGCCGGACCCACUCGGAGGAGCGGCCCUUCCGCUGCGCGGACUGCGGGAAGGGCUUCCGUGAGAGCUGCACCCUCAUCCAGCACCAGAAGAUCCACUCGGAAGAGAAACCCUACAAAUGCAACCAGUGUGGGAAGAGCUACAGCCUGAGCACCCAGUUCCUGCGGCACCAGCGGACCCACGUCCGUGAAAAACCCUUCAAGUGCGAUGAGUGCGGGAAGAGCUUCGUGGACAGCUCAGCCCUGCUCACGCACCGGCGUGUCCACACUGGGGAGCGGCCCUACCGCUGUGCCGACUGUGGCCGGAGCUUCAGCCGCAGCUCCAACCUGAUCCGGCACCAGCGCACCCACCGGGGACUGCGGCCCCACCAGUGCCCCGACUGUGGAAAGAGCUUUGUUGAGGCCUCCUGCUUCCUGCAGCACCGGCACUCCCAUGCAGGUGAGCGCCCCUACCUCUGCCCUGACUGCGGGAAGAGCUUCCGCCACCGCUCCAUCCUCCUGGCCCACCGCCGCACCCACCUGGGGGAGCGGCCCUACACCUGCUCUGAUUGUGGGAGGAGCUUCCACCAGAGCUCCCAGCUCUCCGCCCACUGCCGGGCUCACCUGGGCAUCAGGCCCUUCCAGUGCCCUGACUGUGAGAAGAGCUUCUUGGACAGUUCCUCUCUGAUCAUCCACCAGCGCAUCCACACCGGAGAGAAACCCUACAGGUGCCCUGAGUGUGGGCGCAGCUUCAGCCGCAGCUCCAACCUCCUCCGGCAUCAGCGCAUCCAUGCCAGGGACCAGCCCUUCAAGUGCCCCCAGUGCUGGAGGAGCUUCCGGGAUGGCUCGGGUCUGGCUCAGCACGAGGGGUCCCACCUGAAAGCUAAGACGUACCAGUGCACCCAGUGUGGGAAAGGUUUCAGCCAGAGUGCCACCCUCAUUAGACAUCAGAGAAUUCACACCGGGGAGCGGCCCUACACCUGCUCUGAGUGCGGGAAGAGCUUCAGCCAGAGCUCCACCCUCUUCCGACACCGGAGGAUCCACACAGGCGAAAGGCCCUACAAGUGUCCCCAGUGUGGGAAAAGCUUCAUCGAGAGCUCAGCCCUGAUCCAGCAUCAGAGAAGUCACAUGUGACAGAGGCUACUAGGGGAGUGCAUCCGUUGGAAGUCAACCAUUGGCCAGUAUCAGAGUGGUGCUGGUAGGAGCAGGUGCCUAGAAUAUCAUGGAUUAAUUGGUGGGAGGAAACAUCAACCAUUGGCCAAUGUCAGUGUGGUAUUGGCAUGACAGCAUGGCUGGAACAUCAUAGAUUAUUUGGCUGGAGGAGAGGAUCAACUAUUGACCAAUAUCACCAUGGUGUUGUUGUGCAUUUGUGUCUGGAAUAUCAUAGAUCAUCAGAUGGAUGAGAAUGUCAACAACUGGCCAAUGUCAACAUGGCUUUGGUGUGAGAAGUGUGUCUGAAUUAUCAUAAAUUAAUCAACCACAGGAGAUCAACCAUUGGCCAAUGUCAGCAUGGUUUUGGUGUGAGUAUGUGGCUGGAUUAUUGUAGAUAAAUCAACCCAAGGCAAAGAUCAACCAUUGGCUAAUGUCAACGUGGUUUUGAUGCGAGAAUGUGGCUGGACUGUCAUAGAUAAAUUGACUGGAAUUUUCAAAUGACCCUAAUGGUGCAACCAGAUUCGAAAUCCCCCCUUGGAAAUCCCAACCAUAGGUGUGAAAGGCCAGAAAGAACCAUUACUGUCACCCAGCCUGUCCUUGUGCCUAGCACAAUGAUAUACUGACGUUCAGGAGGUGCGGAGUCUUCUCAAUGUGCCUAGGAAUCCUUGGUGUGGACCAAAACCCCAUGGUGCUUGGUGCUGUACAAAGGCGGAACAAGACGUCAUUUCCUGCCCCAGAAACCAUACAAUCUAAGUCCAAAACAAGAGACCACCGAUGGAUACAGAUGGAAUGAUUUUGGAGUACAAGGAAACAAUGGGACAGUACUGGUCAGAGUGACUGACUGUGGUUUCAGCACCAGCAGUCUCACCCCUGUCAAGUUUUUGGUAGGACUGAUGGCAUAGGAGGGAUUUGAAGGAGGAGGAUGUUUAAGGGGGGGCCCCCUCCCCGGCAUGAGAGUUCAGCAUGGGAGAAAGCACAAAGGGGUUGGUUGGAAAAUGUUAAUCCAAUCUGGACUGAACAAUGGUCAGUGAUGGAGAGUCCACCACGACCCUUGGAGAGUUGUUCUUAUGCUUAAUUAUGAUCCUCACAAAACUUUGCCCCUUAGUUCCAGUCUGAAUUUGUCUAGCUUCAACCUCCAGCCAUUAGAUUUUGUUAUGCAAUGUAACUGUAUCAGUUAAAAAAAAAAAAAUCACACCCUGACCAACAAACUGCUAGUAAAAGACCUAUUGGGGAGACAGUAAUACUGGUGAUAAAGGCCUGCUGUAAGGUGACCAAAUGUCCUGAUUUUAUAGGGACAGUCCCAAUUUUGGAGUCUUUUUCUUAUACAGGCUCCUAUUACCCCCCAUUCCCUGUCCUGAUUUUUCACACUUGCUGUCUGGUCACCCAUGUCUGUUGUUGGAAUAGCUUAUUCUGUCCGGGGAAAUGAUAUAAGUAAAGCUAAAAUAACUCUUUUGGUGGUAUAAGCUAUGUCUCCACUAGGGGGCUUGCUAAUAUAACUAUCCUGCUAUAACAGGUGUUCUCAAACUUUUUUUGCUGGGACGGGGACCCCCUUUGAAAAUACUUCAGGCUGUGAUGACCUCCCCCCAAAAAGCGAUGCCGCGCUCAUGCCAUCCUUACUUCUGCGCUGCUGCUGGCAACAGCGCUGCCUUCAGAGCUGGGCGCCAGGCCUGCAGCCACUGCUCUCGCAACCCCCCUACAAUAGUCUUGUGGUCUCCUUUUGGGCCAGGAGCCCCCAAUUUGAGAAACUCUGUGCUAUAAACUAUACAUUUCCCAAACCCAAAGAAAAGCUCUGUGUAAGUGCGUCUAUCUUACCAGCAGAAGUUGGUCCAUUAAAAGAUAUUACAGUACCUCA